GUAAUUGCUCCUUUAUCUUUAUCUAGUACGUUAAGUUAGACACUAUAUUAGACAGUUUCUCUUUUUAUUUAUGUCGUUAACACAAAUUUUGACAGAAACCGGUACGUACAUAAAGGCGGCUUUUUUUAACUUCGUUUAAAAAAUUUCAUUUUUUGUUGCUCAGUUAAACUUAAUUACUUAAAUUCGAAGACUCCUUUGGUUAUCGUAUAAAUUAAGUGUAUUGAAUAAUCAUGAAGAUGUCAUUGGUACAGGCACAGCCAGCCCCGACACCUGAUAAAAUAUUAAAUCCAAAACCAUUCCUCACUGCCCUUAUAGGAAGAUCCGUCACAGUAAAACUAAAAUGGGGCCCUGAAUAUAGAGGUAUUCUUGUAAAUUAUGAUGGCUACAUGAAUGUACAGUUGUCCAAAUGCGAAGAAUACAUUAGUAAUCGUCGUAGAGCUGAAUUGGGCGAAGUAUUGAUCAGAUGUAACAACAUUUUGCAUUUGGGAUCUACUGAGUAUGAAGAUAAAAAAUAUGAGGACUAGUUUUAUGAUUGGGAACGUGACUACCUUAAUAUAUUGAAAUUACAAGGUUAUUUUUAUUAAGUUUAUAAACAAAAUAAAUAUUUGUUUUGUUUAAGUUAAA
Molecule: messenger RNA, 624 nt
Organism: Diabrotica virgifera virgifera (western corn rootworm)
Lineage: Eukaryota; Metazoa; Arthropoda; Insecta; Coleoptera; Chrysomelidae
Product: small nuclear ribonucleoprotein F-like
Exons: 2
Coding region: 231-524 (97 amino acids)
Biological process (GO): spliceosomal snRNP assembly; mRNA splicing, via spliceosome
Cellular component (GO): catalytic step 2 spliceosome; U1 snRNP
Molecular function (GO): RNA binding
Source: RefSeq, a predicted model, not a curated record